UUUAUUAAAAAAAUGCAUAACAAAUAAUCUUCAGCAAUCGGCAUGAACGAAAAUGUUUGUCUAUUUAAGUAAAAAGAUUGCGAUUCCGAAUAAUGUUAAGCUAAACUGCAUUGCUUGGAAUUCAGAAGAUGGCUAUAUUGCAGUGGCUGGCACUGAAGGCCUCCUUAAGGUCUUGAAACUCGACCAAGCCGCAAAUGGACAAAGCAAAGGAGGACUCGCCGCCAUUUCCAACUUGUCGAUGAAUCAGACUUUGGACGGCCAUAAAGAGUCUGUCAAAGUAGUAACGUGGAAUCAUGUUCAACAAAAGUUGACCUCUUCAGAUAUAGAUGGAGUGAUAAUGGUUUGGAUGCUCUAUAAGGGGUCAUGGUACGAGGAAAUGACAAACGACCGAAAAAAAUCAACAGUAUCUGGAAUGUGUUGGACAUCGGACGGUGCAAAAAUAUGCAUUGUUUAUGAAGAUGGAGCCAUCAUUGUAGGCUCUGUUGACGGUAAUAGGAUAUUUGGCAAGGAACUAAAAAACACUCACCUUACUGGUGUUCAAUGGAGUCCUGACAAUCGGCUUCUAUUGUUUGCUCUGGCAGAUGGGGAGUGCCAUAUGUACGAUAAUCAAGGAAACUUUGCGAUGAAGCUCAACAUACAGUGUGUAAACCUUAACGCGUCCCGUUCGUUGCGUAUCGCCAAAAUAAGUUGGUUCAAUGGUCGUGCCUAUGGAAAUCGUCCAGUUUUGGCCAUAUGCUACGAAAACGGCAAAGUACAAAUAAUGCGCGAUGAAAACGACGAUUCACCUAUCAUCUUUGAUACUGGAAUGCGGAAUGUUGAUGCCCAGUGGAACCACGAUGGUACGGUUCUUGCCAUUUGUGGGGCUGUUUUGGAAGCUGUUACCGCCUCGUUGCGCGAUAACAAUCAGGUGUGCUUUUAUUCACCGAUGGGACACCUAUACCGGACUUUGAAAGUGCCGGGCAGCGACAUAACAUCCUUAAGUUGGGAGGGAAAAUCUUUGCGCAUAGCCAUGGCUGUUGAUUCAUUCAUUUACUUUGCCAAUAUUCGUGCCGAUUACAUUUGGUGUUACUUUGAAAAAACCGUCGUGUUUCUUAACAGCGGCAAUGGACUGCGUGAAAAUCAAAUGAAUGUCAUUACCUUCUGGAACACCGUCUCAAAUCAGAGUUUUCUCAAAGAAGUGGAACCAACCCUAUCUUUGGCAGCCUGUAAUGAGCAUUGCGUAUUAGGUGUAGAAUGUGUGAGCGCCAAUACCAAGGAUAUCGCCUUAAGCGUAUUAGAUCGCCCCGACAACGAAAGUGUUUACCAAUUGCUCCUUUGCAAUUCGAUAGGAACCACUGUAGACUCAAAAUAUACGGACAUAAGACCGUCCUUCAUAGGAAUCAACUCUGGGUAUGUGGCAAUUGCAUCGUCCAACGAGAUACUCAUCUGGCAUUACCACACGCCAAAGAGUUCUUCUACUUUACAUAGCAUAAAGGCGCGUAAGGAGAAGCGAUUUCAUAUUGACGAGACACCGACUGGCGUAGAGAUGUCAAAGGAUUUGCUCCUCGCGAGCUCAGGCGGCUCCAAAGCCGAUGUCCAGAGCAAGGUUGAUGACCCAAUCUGUGCCUUGGCCUUAUCGGAGAAGAUAUUGCUAGUUGCUCGUGAAUCGGGCAUCAUUAAUGAGUAUAGUAUAUCAAAUGUGGCUUUAAGAAAUCGCCAUACAGUCCACUCCAAAAUCUACAAAAUGUCCAUAAAUUGCAAUUCAACACGCCUCGCUAUGAUUGACAAUAUGGGAGUUAUGACACUGCUGGAUUUGGAUGACAAUCGUGAGACUCAGUUAAAUUUUAGCCGCGUAGAGCGCAAAGAUGUCUGGGCUGUUUGCUGGGCCAAGGAUAACCCAUUGCUUUUAGCUUUGAUGGAGAAAACACGUAUGUACGUUUUUCGUGGAAACGAUCCCGAGGAGCCCAUAUCGUGUGCCGGCUACAUUUGUACCUUCGAAGAUUUGGAAAUCACGAGCGUAAUGCUGGACGAUAUUAUCAGCAUAGGAGAAUUGCAAACCCCCUUGACUCACAUUAUACAACUGCGUGUCAAGGCUCUACGGGACACAGAGGAUCUGUUGGAAAACGUGGGUCUUGAAGAUGCCAAGCUUUUUAUUGAGGACAACCCCCAUCCGCGUUUGUGGCGGCUAUUAGCCGAGUCAGCCUUGAAAAAGCUGGAACUUGAUACAGCCGAAAACGCAUUUGUGCGUUGUGCCAACUAUCCAGGUAUUAAGCUGAUAAAACGCCUGCGCAACAUCAAUAAGGAUGUUCUACAGAGGGCGGAGAUCGCUGCAUUCUACGGGGAGUUUGAGGAAGCUGAAAAGCUUUAUCUCGAUGCUGAUCGCAGAGAUCUGGCGAUCGAUCUGCGCAUAACACUUUGCGACUGGUUUCGAGUGGUGCAGUUAUAUCGAAUGGGUGGUACCGGCGUUUCCGAUCACCAGAUGGAAACUGCUUGGCAAGAAAUCGGAAACCACUUUGCCAAUUUAAAUUCGUGGGAGAGCGCAAAAACGUAUUAUGAGAAGUCACAAUAUAGUGAAGGUCUCAUGGAUGCACUCUACCAUCUGGAGCUGUUUGACGAGUUGGAGAAAUGUGUGGAAAAACUGCCGGAUAAGAGCCCCUUACUGCUUAAAUUAGCCGACAUGUUGGCCUCUGUGGGCAUGUGUUCGGAGGCGGUAGAAGCAUUUCUGAAGUUCGGUGACCAAAAGGCGGCUGUUAAUGCGUGUGUGAAUCUAAGGCAGUGGGGACUGGCGGUGGAGCUGGCACAAAAGUAUCAAAUGCCGGAAGUAAAUACUUUGCUUAGCCAACACGCGACACAACUCAUAAACGAAGAUCGCCUUGCGGAAGCUAUUGAGCUGCAGAAGAAGGCUGGUCGGUAUCUGGAUGCAGUUCGCCUGCUAACUAAACUUGCGGAUCGUGAGCUCGAAAAGGGUGCACCACUUUUACGUAUCAAAAAGAUAUACGUUCUGGCUGCCCUACUCGCUGAAGAACAUCUCAAGUCGAUUGCCACCCCGGAAAUCGAUUAUGCAGUCGACCGGAACAGACUUCUUAAUUUAAUAAGCCUGGAAGAUGCAUCGCUUAUUGAGCGUACUUGGCACUGCUCAGAAGCUUUUCAUUUUUUCUUACUUGCUCAACGACAACUACGAUUCGGCAUUGUCCAUAGCGCUGUCAUUACGGCGCUGAGAUUAAGGGAAUACGAGGAUGUGCUAAAUGUCGAGGAAAUCUUUAGUCUAUUGGCAUUGGCCAGUUGCGCUGACAGAUCGUUCGGAACAUGCUCCAAAGCCUUCAUAAAGCUAGAGUCGCUGCGUAAUUUGCCGGAAAAGAGUCAGCUUGACUAUGAAGAAUUGGCUGUUAGCAUAUUUUCAAAAAACGAACCCGUAGACAACAAACUUGAUACAGUUUCUUGUUAUGCCUGCGCUGCCUCAAUCCCAGAUAGCUUACCUUCUUGCUCGGAGUGCGGCGUACGUUUUCCUGCCUGUGUCUCAUCCGGCAAACCCAUUACGCAACCCAUGAACAAUAUUUGGAUCUGCAGUACUUGCCAUCACUGUGCCUCGACAAUGGAAAUAACAAGAUAUCGCACGUGCCCACUAUGCCACAGCCUAAUUAUGUCAAUGACAGUAGAAAUUUAA
Scaptodrosophila lebanonensis is the source of this 3643-nucleotide messenger RNA. RefSeq names its product WD repeat-containing protein 35 (gene Oseg4). Gene Ontology annotation, biological process: non-motile cilium assembly; intraciliary retrograde transport; protein localization to cilium. The record is from RefSeq and is a predicted model, not a curated record. Lineage: Eukaryota; Metazoa; Arthropoda; Insecta; Diptera; Drosophilidae. The transcript is spliced from 11 exons. Gene Ontology annotation, molecular function: protein binding. The coding region runs from base 53 to 3643 and encodes 1196 amino acids. Gene Ontology annotation, cellular component: intraciliary transport particle A; non-motile cilium.